Bombina bombina (fire-bellied toad) is the source of this 2519-nucleotide messenger RNA. RefSeq names its product FAM20A golgi associated secretory pathway pseudokinase (gene FAM20A). Gene Ontology annotation, cellular component: Golgi apparatus. The transcript is spliced from 11 exons. Gene Ontology annotation, molecular function: protein serine/threonine kinase activator activity. Lineage: Eukaryota; Metazoa; Chordata; Amphibia; Anura; Bombinatoridae. Bases 313 to 1860 code for a protein of 515 amino acids. The record is from RefSeq and is a predicted model, not a curated record.
UUCGCCACUGGAUGAAGCGCAAAGGGGGAAUAAAAAGCAGGUGUCUGCUUAAAAACUGGACAUUUAGGUGUCCUUUAUUUCCUAUAAGUUUUACCGGGCAUCUGAUUGAUAAACCGGACUGUCCGGUCAGAUACCAGACACCUGGUAACCCUACCUGUAUCUGCACCUGCCUCCGCCUGUACCUGCCCCUUUACGAAUCUACCACCCUCCCUUACCCCCCUGCACGAUAUAGUUCCACCACACCUGCCCCUCAUCCUUAUUCUGUGCCCUUGUCACUGUCUGGUGACCCAGCCUCUCACUCUUCCGGAGACAAUGUGGAUAUUACGCCGGGACCGACUGCUGCUGCUCUCCGUGCUGUCUGCCCUUCUGGCUGCGGACGUUUAUUUCCAUUUGUGGCCGGAGCUCUGGCUCAGAAUCAGCCGUCGUUGUAAUUGCAGAGCGCCCCCUCCCAGCGAGGGCAGCGUUACUGCUGCAGGGGCGGUGCAGGACAGGACCACCGAGGGCAGCAAACUGCACAGACUCUUGUCUCACCCACUAUACCGAGUCCCCCACACUACGCUCCCAGCCGAAGAACUACUGCUCACCCGCCAUGAGACCACACGGAGCUACAAGAAGAGGGUGACCAACCUGAAUAGAAAGCGCAGAGCGCACCACGCUGAGGGUAAUCUCUCAGUCCCUCUCACUGAGGUGAAGUUUGAUCCAGCAGCUCCAUGGCUCCAAUUCCACUUAGAAAUCAGCAAAGAUGCCCUGUAUCCACGAUCCAGCUCCACUGUAGAUACCCUUAUCAAUCAGAUGAACAAUAUUACUAUCAUAAAUGCAGAUUAUACUCCAGAUGAAAAGGCUUUGAAAGGGGAAUGUGACUGCACCCAAGUUGUGAAGCCAAGCGGCACCCACUUAAAGCUCAUCCUGCGGUUCCAAGACUUUGGGAAGGCUAUGUUCAAACCUAUGAGACAGAACCGAGAAGAUGAGACACCUGGAGAUUUCUUCUAUUUUGUGGAUUAUCAGAGACACAAUGCAGAAAUUGCAGCGUUUCACCUUGAUAGGAUCUUGGAUUUUCGCCGUGUACCACCUGUUGCAGGCCGAUUUGUCAAUCUUACCAGUGACAUUCUGGAAGUAACGACUAAUGAAGAGCUGCAGGGUGUAUUCUUUGUAUCACCAGCAAACAACGUGUGCUUUUUUGCAAGGUGCCUAUACAUGUGCAAGACAGAAUAUGCUGCGUGUGGUAAUCCUCAUCUUCUGGAGGGCUCGCUCUCUGCGUUCCUGCCAUCUUUAAGUUUUGCCCCUCGCCUCUCUAUUCCAAACCCUUGGAUAAGGUCCUACACUUUUACAGAAAAAGAGGAGUGGGAAGUAAAUCCUUCUUUCUGUGAGUCCCUGAAGCAGAUACAUCCCUACAGCAACAUAAAGAGACUCCUCAACAUGAUGGACCUGGCUAUAUUUGACUUUCUCAUAGGAAACAUGGACCGUCACCACUAUGAAAUAUUCACCAAAUUUGGAGAUGAAGGAUUCCUGCUGCACAUGGAUAAUGCGAGAGGGUUUGGACGCCAUUCACAAGAUGAGUUCUCUAUUCUGGCGCCUCUUUAUCAGUGCUGCAUGAUAAAAAUGGAUACCUGGUUGCGUCUGAAGCUUCUCACCUUGGCAGAGUACAGAUUAAGUGAUGUCAUGAGAGAAUCACUGAGCCAUGAUGUUCUAACGCCAAUCCUUGCAGAACCUCACCUGUUGGCUUUGGACAGACGUCUUCUGAAAAUCUUAGAAGUUGUAGACCAAUGCGUGCAAAAAUACGGAGAAGAGACGGUCCUUAGAACUGAUUUUUUCAAACAACCUUUGCCAAGCAGCAUACAACAGAAAACCUUCAGUAGCUAAUUAUAACACUAUCAGAGACCAGGUAAAAAAACCUCUCAGACCUGAAAGGAAAUUAGGUCUAUACUUGCUAAAAACUUUUUGUAAGGAGAUGUUCACUGUAUGAGUUGCACAGUACCCUACAACUUUAUCCCAACUUAGCAAGCAUGUUCCUACUUAAGAAAAUAUGUUUCUGUGAGAUCCAUUCAUGUGCUACAGAUGAAAAAUUGUCAUCUUAUUAAUCCUUCAGUACCACUGAUGAAAAGGAAUUGCGGUUGAAACCUCUGGACAACACUGGGUUAACCUAAAUGCAAGGUGAAGGGUGUAUUUUAUAAAUGGAUAUAACAAAAUAGUUGUAUCCAAAAAAAUGUUUAUUUUUUAAGCUGCUACUGAGUUGCACUAUGACCAAUAGGAAACGUUUAUCGCUUAUGUGCCUUUUUUUUAGGAAAAAUGAGAUGAAAUGUAGAAGCAAACAUCUUUUCUCAUUUAUAGGCUAGGUGUGUGUUGGGAAAGUCUUUGCUGAGCUAAGCUUGAAUCUGGUUAGGAUUGUCUACAAGAGGUCAAUCUCUAAACCUCAAAGAAAUGUGACCUAUUUCUAGGUCUUAAAAAUCACCACUUACAGUAUAUGUAGCACAAUGUUUUCUGUUAAAAAAAAAAAUUAAAACAAAUAUUUAAUAUGCAAA